This is a messenger RNA of Aureobasidium namibiae CBS 147.97, 525 nucleotides long. RefSeq lists its product as uncharacterized. Gene Ontology annotation, biological process: regulation of DNA-templated transcription. The record is from RefSeq and is a predicted model, not a curated record. Lineage: Eukaryota; Fungi; Ascomycota; Dothideomycetes; Dothideales; Saccotheciaceae. The annotation marks the transcript as partial. Gene Ontology annotation, molecular function: DNA-binding transcription factor activity, RNA polymerase II-specific; zinc ion binding. The transcript is spliced from 2 exons.
AUGGAAUCCAUACAAGAGCAGUCGCAUCCAGAACAUAGCGAGAGAGGACCAUCGCGAGCUUCUGAGGCUUGUGCUCGUUGUCGUCUCAAAAAAGCAAGAUGCUCCGGUAAUACACCAUGCACGAAUUGCAGACUAGCCGAUGCUGUGUGCCACCACGGACACUUCAAGAGGUCUCAACGAAAGAUGUUCCCCGAACACCUUGUGCAGGCGUUAGAAAUACGGCAACAAAAGUUAGAGGCCGCCGUACACACCAUGUAUUACAAGUUGCUUGCUGCGGACGCAUGGCCCGGCCCAAAACUGAUGGAGCACGGCGGAAAACCGCUUAUACACAACAUACUCGCAGUAUUGGAUCUAUCAGGACUCGUAAAUGAGAACUGGGCCCGCCACGACUAUGAGCGGCCUGUAUCGGAGAAGCUGGAGUACGGUGUACCAUGUGACAAUGAAUCCAUUGUGGAAAGUCCAGAGCAGCAGUAUCAGGAACGUCCAAAGUCGCUGCCCACUCAGUUGCAGAGGGGUUCCCACUCG